Messenger RNA from Pseudogymnoascus destructans, 1722 nucleotides. RefSeq names its product ATP-dependent RNA helicase (gene HAS1). NCBI's taxonomy places the organism in Eukaryota, Fungi, Ascomycota, Leotiomycetes, Thelebolales, Thelebolaceae. Gene Ontology annotation, molecular function: ATP binding; nucleic acid binding; RNA helicase activity. Gene Ontology annotation, biological process: maturation of LSU-rRNA from tricistronic rRNA transcript (SSU-rRNA, 5.8S rRNA, LSU-rRNA). The coding region runs from base 119 to 1702 and encodes 527 amino acids. The record is from RefSeq and is a predicted model, not a curated record. Gene Ontology annotation, cellular component: nucleolus. The transcript has 3 exons.
UAUUUUCCCCAACAGACGUCGAGGAUAACGACGAAAGUCAACGUCCACAUAUCGCAACACAACAACAUAUAAUACCAACUAUACAACGACCUGUACGAAUACAUACAUAAUCAUAACCAUGGUCCAAAAAAGGAAGCGCAGCAAUGUCGAGGAGGAGCCCACCGAGGCGUCCGUCCAAGCAGCAAUCGAGGCUUCCCCAUCUCGCUCACCUUCCCCUCCUCCCCCAGCCGUCGCUGGCGACCUCGCAAACCUGCAGUUACCCCCCGCGACCACAGGCGACGACCCGACGACCUUUGCGCAGUUGAACCUCUCCCCAAAAACCGCGGCUGCUAUCGCGGAAAUGGGCUUCACUACCCUGACGCCGAUCCAGCAGAAGUCGAUCCCACCCAUCCUGGCGGGGCGUGACGUGCUUGGCGCUGCGAAGACUGGUUCGGGAAAGACAUUGGCAUUUUUGCUGCCGGCGAUCGAGAUGAUGCAGGACCUGAGGUUUAAGCCUAGGAACGGAACUGGUGUGAUUGUGGUAUCACCGACGAGAGAGUUGGCGCUGCAGAUGUUCGGUGUUGCAAGAGAGAUUAUGGGCACGCAUUCGCAGACGUGCGGUAUUGUGAUGGGUGGUGCCAACAGAUCCGCUGAGGCGACAAAGCUGGCGACGGGAAUCAACCUUCUGAUCGCUACCCCAGGGCGCCUGCUCGACCACCUCCAGAACACGAAGGGAUUCGUGUACAAGAACCUGCGAAUGCUCGUCAUCGAUGAGGCUGAUAGGAUCCUCGACGCCGGUUUCGAGGAUGAGAUGCGAGCCAUCGUCAAGAUUCUGCCAGAGUCGAGACAAACUGCUCUUUUCUCUGCGACACAGACGACCAAGGUUGAGGACCUCGCGCGAGUGUCGCUCCGCCCAGGGCCUCUGUAUGUUAACGUUGAGGAGGAGACCAAGCACAGCACCGUUGAGGGCCUCGAACAGGGCUACAUCGUGUGCCCGUCUGAGUUGCGCUUCAGGCUGCUAUUCACAGUGUUGAAGAAGCACCUUGCGAAGAAGAAGAAGAUCAUUGUCUUCGUCUCGAGCUGUAACUGCGUGAAGUACUACGAGGAGCUGCUCAACUACAUUGACCUCCCGGUCUUAGCCCUUCACGGCCAACAAAAGCAGCAGAAGCGGACGGCAAAUUUCUUCAGUUUCGUGAAUGCAACUGAGGGCGUGCUUAUCUGCACUGAUGUCGCUGCGCGUGGUCUUGAUAUCCCGGCCGUAGACUGGAUCAUCCAAUUCGAUGCCCCUGAUGAGCCCCGCAACUACAUCCACCGUGUUGGCCGUACCGCCCGUGGCACCAACGGCAAGGGAAAGUCCUUCCUCGUCCUGCACCCCAGCGAGGUUGGCUUCAUCCAAUACCUCACCACCGCUCGUGUCCCGCUCGUCGAGUACAACCUCCCGAAACUCAUCAACAUCCAGGCGCAGCUCGAGAAGCUGAUCUCGUCCAACUACUACCUUAACCGCACAGCGAAGGAGGGAUUCCGCAGUUACCUGGCGGCGUACGCGGCGCACAGCUUGCGCACGGUGUUUGAUGUGCAGAAGUUGGAUUUGGCAGCUGUGGCGAGGAGUUUUGGGUUCACGACACCGCCGAAGGUGGAUAUUGUGUUUGGAUCGAGGAUGGCGAAGGAUAAGAGGCCAUUGAAGAGGAGAGCGUAUGGAAGUCAGCCAAGGCAGAAGGCUUAGAGGGGUUGGUUUGGUGAUGG